AUGCAUGACUCAAGCUAUAAUAACAUGAAAGCAAUUUCAUAUGUUUUUCCAAAUAAGUUAAUAUCUACAAAUAAAUAUAGCAAUAUUAACACAAAUUAUAUAGACAAUUUAAAUACUAAAAACAGAGAUGUUUUUGAAUACAGUAAUAAUAAAUUAAAACCAAUGUAUAAUUCUAUCAGUUCGCCUGUAUAUAUUGAACAGGCAUAUAAUAAUCCCAAUAUAAUAAAAACGCCCAUAUCAAAAAAUUGUCAUAAUAUUGGAUUCCAAAAAAAUUCAAAUUGCCUAAAUUCAUUUCCGUGUCUAAGCACAAACAGUAAAAAAAUAGAAAAUAUGAAUACAGGAAAAAACAAUAACAAUAAAUAUGUAGUAAAAAGAGUAUAUAAAACCCCAUGCUAUUUACAUAAUAGACAAGUAAUUGUGCCAAAUAGUUAUGAAAACAUAUAUAGUGAGACAGCAACAAUUCCUCAAAAUUGCGAACAAUCUAUUUACAGCAAACAAUUUGCAAAACUAAAUUCUUAUGAAAACAUCCCAAAUUUAAAUCAUCAAAACAAUGAAAAUGAAAUGAAAUAUAUCCAUGAACCAUUUAAAAAAAGAGUAGUAAAAGAAAAUAUACGUGGAACAACAAGAAAAAAUAAAUUAAAUGAAUUAAUUAUGGUAAAAGAUGAACAAAUUAAAGAGUUAGAAAAAAAUAUAGAGAAAGAAAAAUCCCUAGAUGAAUUAGAUAGCACAUUAGAAAAUCAUAAAUUAAAAGAAAAACUUUUAGAUCAAAAAAUUAAAUAUGAAGAAGCCCUUAAGCAUUUAAAAAAAGUAGAAGAUGAAAAAAGAACACUAAAAACAAGUUUAAAUGCUAGAGAUAAAGUAUUAACAAAACUAGAAAAUGAAAUAAAUUCAGUUGAUCAUGAAAAUGAUUUUUUGCUAAAAGUAAAAGAAAAUACGAAUUUGAAUGAUAUACAUAAUGUUUUUAAGUAUUUACAUAGUGAUGCUAAUGAAAUAAUGAAAAAAAAUUUAAAAAAAACCAAAGGGACUAAAUAUUUAGAUGAAGAUGAAUUAGACAAAAAAAACUAUAGAAUGUUUAAAUCAAAAAUGGGUGAAGAUAUUUUUUCUGAAAAUGAGGAUAUAUCAGAUAAUGAGAAAAAUGUUUAUAAAAAAAAAGAAAAAAUUUCAAAAAAUAAUAUAUUAGAUAAAAAUGAUGUAUAUCUAUUAAAAUCUACAGUAGUAGAAUUAGAAAAGGAAAUACACGAUUUAAAAGAGGAGAACAAGAAUGUUAAUUUUAAAUAUGAAAAUACAUUUAAAACAUUGAGUGAAUUAAGAAAAGACACUUUGGAAUAUAUGGAAUCAAUUGUUUCUAGAGAUAUGAGAAUUGCAUAUAUGGAAAGUAUGCUACAAAAAUGUGAAAAAGAUCUAUCAAAAUUAAGAGAACAUUUUAAAAAUCAACAAUUAAUUUAUGGAGAAAAAAUUGAUAAAUUGAAUUCAGAAAUAAAAAUUUUGGAGCAACAAUCAUCUCAUCUACAGUCUAUGAUACAAGAAAAGGACGCACAAAUAGUUUUAUUAAAAAGUGAAAUAGUACGUACUGAAACAUUAAUAAAGCAGUAUGAAGAAAGAAAUAAGGAACUUCAAGCUGAACUAAGAUUAAUGUGUAAUAAUUUAGAAAAUGUGAUUGAAGCAUCAAAUAAAAAAGAUUUAUUUAUGAAUGAACUAGAACAACAAAUAAGAGAAAAUGAAGUUCAUAGACAACAUGCCUAUUUAAAAGAAGUAGCUAAGAAUAGAAAAAUUCAUACAGAUAUGAAAUUUAAAGAGAUUUUAUACGAUAAUUCAGCAAAACAUAAAAUUGAUGAAUUACAUCAUCUAAAAAAAGAAUUAUAUUUAAAUAAAAUACAAAUACAAAAAGCAAAAGAUGCAUUUGAAGUUCUUAAGAGGGCACCAAAAGCAGAAUGCCUAAUUACAGACAAUAUAGAUUGUGAUUAUAGUACUGUUAAUAAUUUAUCUGAAUUUAAAAAUGAAAAAAACUUAGAAAACGUGACAAAUGAAGCAAAACUAACGACUGAUAUUUACACAGAAUACAAAAAUAUGAAUCAUUUACCGAAAAAAAAAAAUAAAACAAAAAGUGACAUUUAUGUAUAA
Molecule: messenger RNA, 2121 nt
Organism: Plasmodium gallinaceum
Lineage: Eukaryota; Apicomplexa; Aconoidasida; Haemosporida; Plasmodiidae
Product: conserved Plasmodium protein, unknown function
Exons: 1
Coding region: 1-2121 (706 amino acids)
Source: RefSeq, a predicted model, not a curated record